Molecule: messenger RNA, 3435 nt
Organism: Vombatus ursinus (common wombat)
Lineage: Eukaryota; Metazoa; Chordata; Mammalia; Diprotodontia; Vombatidae
Gene: DNASE1L2
Product: deoxyribonuclease 1 like 2
Exons: 9
Coding region: 909-1823 (304 amino acids)
Biological process (GO): DNA catabolic process
Cellular component (GO): nucleus
Molecular function (GO): DNA nuclease activity
Source: RefSeq, a predicted model, not a curated record
UGCUGCUGCUUUUUCAGGGCUGUGAACUCCCAAGCAUGGUGGUGUGUCUGGUUGGAAGUAGGUGGAGAUGUGGGCAGUGGACAGUGAUGUUUUCGGGUGUGGGUGUGUGACUGGCUGUCAGUUUAUGUGUCUAUUUAUGUGAUAUGGAGGGGAGCAAUGCCAGAGUCUGAGGCAGGGCCACACCCUCACCUGUCCAUCCUACUCUUCAGGCUCCAUCCAUGUGCUUACAUCACCAUCGGCAUUCCUAACUCAGGGCACUGGUGACUUAAUGUGCUUGGGUGUGCCCUGGCCCUCCUUCUACAGACUCCAACCACCAAAGGCUGGGACUGAAGGGGAAGGAGGGGAAGAGAGCUAUCACAUACAAGUCUGACAGGGAGGGAGUAGGGGACCACGUCUAAGGGGCCAAGGUGUUUGGUGUCUAAAGCCCUGCUCCUCCCACUACUACUCCUCCCAUCCGUUAUACGAGUUAAUUCAGCCCCGAACCAAUUUCUCACCACUCCCAGUCUUGGUCGUUUGGGGGUGUAAGGUACAGGAUCAGAACUUCAAAUUUGGGCAGUGUCCAGCACCUCCCUUUCCUCCUCUUGUGGAAUCGCGUUGCAGAGUCCGUCCCUGUCAGAGGGGGCGGGGCCGCUCCUUGUGCCGGCCGAGAAAGGGACAUCCCCGGGAGUAGAUGCUCAAAUACAGUCUGCACAGGACUGAAGUCUCCUUGUCGGAUUCUGACGCUGCACCUGGGCGGCUCCCGGCCCCGAACUGAUCACAGACUCGCCCCAGAUCCCAGUCUGACCUAAGUACCUGAACUAACCUCAGACUCUAGGAACUUGGACUGACUAAGCUUGUGAAGCCCAGUGCGGACAGGAACCAGAACCAGGAGCUUCGGCGUUCUACUGGACGCAUAAUCUCAAUCUCCUAUGCAGAGCGGCUCCGGUUCCCGACUCACCCGGCUUCGUGAGCAAACCAUGCUCCUGCCCGGGGCGCCGCUGGCCGCGCUGCUGUUCCUGCUCUGGCCCCUAGCCCAGGUCCCCGCGGCCGCCGCCUCCAGCGCAGCCCCGUUCCGCGUGGGCGCCUUCAACAUCCGCAGUUUCGGGGAUAACAAAGUGGCCGAUCCCGCCUGCUGCAGCUUCAUCGCCCAGAUCCUGGCGGAGUAUGACGUGACCCUGGUUCAAGAGGUCAGAGACCCGGACCUGAGCGCCGUGUCCGCUCUCAUGGAGGAGAUCAACAGUAUAUCCGAGUACACUUACAGCUACGUGACCAGCGAGCCACUGGGACGUGACAACUACAAAGAGAUGUAUCUGUUUGUCUACAGGACAGAGACACUUUCUGUGUUGGAUAGUUACUGUUACCCGGACCCUGAAGAUGUUUUCAGCAGAGAACCCUUCAUUGUCAAGUUUUCAUCUCCAAACACAGCCUCGAAGGAAUUUGUCCUAGUGCCCCUACAUUCGGCCCCACACAAUGCUGUGGCAGAGAUUGAUGCCCUGUACGAUGUCUAUUUGCAUGUGAUUGACAAGUGGGGGACUGAUGACAUCCUUUUCCUAGGUGACUUCAAUGCAGACUGUAACUAUGUCAAGCAGCAUGACUGGGCCAAUAUCAGGCUUCGAACUAGCGAGAUUUUUAAAUGGCUUAUACCUGAUGAUGCUGACACCACUGUGGGCAAUUCUGACUGUGCUUAUGACAGGAUUGUGGUCUGUGGCUCGAGGCUGAGAAAAUGCAUCGCACCCAAUUCAGCUACAGUGAACAACUUUCAGAAGUCCUUCGACCUGGAUCAGACUGCAGCUUUAGCCAUUAGUGACCACUUCCCUGUAGAAGUGACACUGAAAACUCCCUGACACUGAGGACUGUCUCGGAUACUCUUCAGCCUCUCAUCACGUGCAACAAACAGCCCCACAGGACACCAAGCACCAAGGUGGGACGGCUCUCCUGGACUCUAGAGGAGUCAGGUGACUGAUGUUUUCGUUUUUCCAAGCCUGAAGACUGCCAGGACCUAACACUUUAAACUGGUUCAAUCCCUGGCUCCUGGGGUCCUGAAACAGUUCUAGCCAUGGCCCGGAAGCAGGCAUUCCCAGCUCCAACGACAGGCCAAUCCCCUUCCCUUUCCCUGACACCACCAAAUGCUUUCUGCCGGGAACUUUCACUCAGGUUAACAGAUGUGGAAUUCAAUCUAAACCUCAAACACAAAAUCCUUCAGGGGUUUUCUAUGGAUCUUGACAACUAGCGAGAACCAUGGACAAGAUAAUUAAAUUAGAAUGGGAAAGUCCACUUCAAAAACUUACAAGGUCAACAACUCUGAUUUUGGAUGCAUUAACAGAAUGAAUUAAUUUCACAGUUCUAUAUUCCCUGGGCUCGUACUCUGCCAUGGCUCUUCAUAUCCUUGAUUUUACUCUCCAGCAGGAACUGGAGAGCAGGCUGCUGCGACCUGCCCUUUUUUGCAUUUUGAGGUCAGGGCUACUAGCUAACAUAUUGUGGUCAGCAUUUCGUAAACCAGGACAGCAGCUGGCUCCUCUUCAGUUUACCUGGUAAGAGUCUUUAUACUCAGUGUUCAGUAAAAGCCCACUUUAGAGAAAACAACUUUCUGACCACUUGUAUAUUUGAAAAACAGGAAGAUGUCACUUUAACUGGUGUUCCAUCCACAAAAUACUACUCACAGAUAUUAAAAAUUUGGCUUUCCACUGAGCCAGGCGAGGCCCAAGAUGCUCCCUCUUCACCACUCGGUCACUCCUGGGUCAGUUUUUAAAUAACAAAUCUUACAUUUUGUGCUUUGCUGCUUUUCACAUCCAUGAUUUCACUUGUCAUAAAAGCCAUGUGAGUUAUGUAGUAGAGGGAUCAUUCUUUCUAUCGGACAGAUAAAGAAACUGAGGUCCAGAAGUUAAGGGGCUCAGGCCCAAAUAGUUGUGCCUUGCAUUCUUAUAGUCCUUUUCCAUUUACGAUUUUGUUAGAUUUUUCUAAAAACAUACCUUUUCUGAAGAUCUUCACAAAUAAACUGGUACUACAUCCCCAAGAGUCUGGGAGACUUGGGUCCUCAAGUGAUACACAGUGACUGUGUGGUCAUGGGCAAGUCAUUUUCCCUCUGAGGUAAAAUGGCCCUUUUCCUGCAUAGCUGGUGGAGGAAGUGUUCACACAGGUUUGGUUUCUUCCUUUCCACCCCUCCAAAAUUAUGCUCCCUUCAGGAACCUCAUUAUGCUACCCAAAGGAUUAGAACAACCACCUCAUGUUUGAUGAUUUAGACUAAAAAUAUCUAGGGUCAGGAAGGAAUUUUCUACACAAUUAACAGAUGCCUAUCUGAAAGUUUGGAUUUUAUUCCUGAAAUGUCAACCUUUGGCACCCACAUGAGUAGGAUGUGGAAAUAGCUAUGAAGAAUACAUAACUGACUGUACCAGGAGAAAAUGGACUUUGGAACUCAUUCUUUGAGAAUGGGUUAACAGAAGCAUUUAUAAAUCUUGC